AUGGUGCUGGUGUUAGCAUUGGGAGAUCUCCAUGUACCCCAUAGAGCGGCUGAUCUACCCCCGAAGUUCAAAUCGAUGCUUGUCCCUGGGAAAAUUCAACACAUCAUCUGCACUGGAAAUCUCUGCAUCAAAGAAAUCCAUGACUACUUGAAGACUAUCUGCCCUGAUUUGCAUAUAGUUCGAGGGGAGUUUGAUGAAGACGCCCGAUACCCUGAGAACAAAACCUUGACUAUCGGGCAGUUCAAGCUGGGACUGUGCCAUGGCCACCAGGUGAUCCCAUGGGGUGAUCUAGACUCGCUAGCGAUGCUUCAGAGGCAACUCGACGUGGACAUACUUGUAACAGGCCACACCCACCAGUUCACAGCAUACAAACACGAGGGAGGAGUCGUGAUAAACCCGGGCUCUGCAACCGGAGCUUAUAGCAGCAUAAACCAAGAUGUUAACCCGAGCUUUGUUCUCAUGGAUAUCGAUGGCCUUCGAGUUGUGGUCUAUGUCUAUGAGCUCAUCGAUGGAGAGGUUAAAGUCGACAAGAUCGAUUUCAAGAAGACCUCCACUUCCAACUCUGCCCCUUAG
Messenger RNA from Thlaspi arvense, 573 nucleotides. The record is from the annotation of a GenBank genome assembly. Lineage: Eukaryota; Viridiplantae; Streptophyta; Magnoliopsida; Brassicales; Brassicaceae.